AUGGAUGCCGAUGUUGUUACGAUCGAUGUCGAUGAUGAUGACGACGAAGAUGCUGGCAUAUUCAGCAUCGCCAUUGACCGCCACAGUGAGGACGAUGACGCCCUCACUGGUGAAGACAACGUUCUUUCAGCAGUGCGCUCCGUGUGCACUGCUGUUGACAAGGAUGAAUCAGCAGAGGAAUUUCUGCUGACUCGUGAAGGGGUUGUCCGCUUCGUUGAAGACUCUUUUGCAGAUGCACUAGACAGACAGAAAAGAAACGCAUAUAAACAUGGAAGAUAA
Molecule: messenger RNA, 279 nt
Organism: Peronospora matthiolae
Lineage: Eukaryota; Oomycota; Peronosporomycetes; Peronosporales; Peronosporaceae
Source: the annotation of a GenBank genome assembly